UUACUACUGAGUGUAAUUGCUCUUGUUUUUCUGUUAGGAACUAUCAAAAAGUUAUCAUUGAAAACACUUAAAAACUACUGCUUAAAACUAAAAUAUUAUUACAUAAAUAAACAUAUACUAAUUAAUUUAACAAAACAUAUCUAUUUACAAAAUAAUUCCGUUAAUAUUGUACGACUUUAAUAAUUAUCACAUUGCGUAGGUAGCCGUACCUACAUUCCACAGCCGAGCCGUUACUCUUCCGGUCGGAUGUUCGACACAAUCCUUCUGCCUUUGUAGCGAGAACACCUCGAUUACUCGUAUAUUUUUUAAAUACUUUUUUUUACUAAUUUUGUCUACGAUAUAAUAAUUCAUAGUGUUGUGUUAUCCCCAUUAAUUGGGGUUCACCCUUCGAGUUCUACAACCGCAGGACCCACUACCGGUCCUGUACUUACCUCUACCGCUUCACCUUUCGGGUUCUACAACCCGCUGGAUCCACUUUCGGUCCUGUACUUACCCCACCGUUUCUGCUGCCCUGCUGCGCGCGCCGGUGUACCCCGUGUCGUCGUGGGAAGAGUUACAGGGAAGUGGUAGUUUUCCUACUGCACCAAGGGUGCUCAGCCAGUAUCAAAUUACCUGCGACCCAGAGAUCCGAUCUAUGUACUUGCUAGGGAUUUAAUGUCAAUAAACUUGGUUUUAUUUCUAUAUACCGUUUUAUUUACCCUAGUAAGUACAACCUAUUUGAUUCGCGUGAUAAGAACGUGACAAUGGCGCCCAACUAAGGAAAUACUGAGCUGAGUAUCCUUUUUGCUGGUUUUAGCAUUUUUGGUCAUCUUUGGUGUUGGUCUGAUUAUUUUGUCUAGCUUUAAGUGAAUUGUAACUGCAACUUUUGUGUGCUGUGGUUGCUUUGUGGGAAUACCUAACUAAUUCUCUUUCAAGGUGAUUGCAUACAAUUAAAAACUCAAAAUCGAACCUACCACAUCGCACAGAAGGAAAUAUUUGAUUUUGCACUGCCAACCUCUGUCUAUCCCUGUGUUUUAAUUGUUGUGUACUUUUGAUAGUAGCAUUUGUUUUCUUGUUAUUUUCCUUCUGCCGUUUCCUGUGUUUUAGUUAUUAAGACUUCAGGUACUUGCAACACUUACUCAAAAAAUAACUAUAAAACUAAACUAAUUACAAUUUAAACAUAAAGUAAUAGAGAUGUCUCGUCCAAUUAAAUAUUUAUCGCUUCAGAAAGAUGAACUCCUUUAUGAAGUUCAAUUGCGCGGUAAGAGUGGCAGUUCGGUUGUUGAACUUCGCAGGCUAAUCGUGGAUUUGGCGAAGGAGCAGGCCGCCGAAGACAUUUUGGAGUCUCAUUUGGAAGCUCCAGAGGAUUUGGCUGGUGUCAAGGCUUCUAUGAUAAAGUCGCAGACGUAUUUGGCUAAUCUGAAAGCUAAAAUGGAUAAAACAUUAUACCUACGAACAGAAAAUCUGCUCAAUCAUAUCUACCACCGUCUUAAUAGAAUUCAAAAUGUGCCUGAUGAAGUCGAUAAAAUAUAUAAAUUAUGUCACUCAAACCUUUUGGUCCAGUACUCGGAAUUUAAAACUCUCGCAUCUGCAACUACAUCCGAUGUAUCUGAAAUUAAAUCCACAUCUAGUGCAGUUGUGGUCACUUGUGAUAAAACCACAAAUGCAGAAUUAGCAAAUCUAAAAUACUCUGGAAAAACCUGUGUCCGCUCCUUCAUUCAAAAGGUUAACGAAUUUAUUCAGGUCAGAAAUAUUAGCAAAGAAAAAUUACUGACAUUUGCCUACGAGAUUUUUACUGGAGAUGCACUGCACUGGUUUCGUUGCGUAAAAGACCGUGUUGAGUCAUGGGACGAACUUGUAGUUCUAUUGAAAAAUGACUUUGGUCAAAAAGAUUACGAUUACCGUCUUCUUGCUGAAAUACGUGCUCGUACGCAAGGCGAACAUGAAAAUAUCACAAUUUACUUAUCAAUAAUGCAUGGAUUAUUCGCUAGAUUGGAUAAAGCGUUAUCUCAACAGGACCAAUUAGAAAUAAUUCGCCAUAACAUUCGUCCCUGUUACGCUAGCACGCUUGCUGCAGUUUCCAAUAUAACUGAUUUGGAGACGUUAAAACAAUGUUGUCGCAACUACGAAGACGUUCAAUCUUGUUUGAAACAAUUUCGUGAACCACCAAAACCAAAUUCAAAUACUUUAGCACCUGAGUUUGCUUAUAAUCAGCCUAAUACUUCACCUGGGAGCUACAUAAGGAAUAAUUAUAAUAAUCAAAAUAGGUACAAUAAUCAAAAUCCACCAACAAACAACAACUACUAUCGCAACUGUUAUGCUACAAAUAAUAAUAAACACGAAAUAAACAAGCACAAUGCAGUAUCGGUUAACGCAGUUUCUAUCGAUGUUGACGCGGUGUCUCCCCGCAACGUGUUCUGUCCCAGGUGCCGUAAAUCAACUCAUAGUCUACGUCAAUGUAAGGAACCGCAUUUUCCAGUAUGUUUUAAAUGCGGCAAGAAAGAUGUUAGAUAUCCCGAAUGCCCUGUUUGCCACAAAUAUACCGGAAAUUCAAAAAACUAAAUACUUGGGAUCGUAGUGACCGCGGAGCAACUUCGAAACAAUCUAAAGAAGAUUGGGAUAAAUGGUUGGACUACAUUUCCAAAUAUUUUUCCUUCUGCACUGUCACUUCGAUCCGAAAUAUGAAUAUCAA
Pectinophora gossypiella (pink bollworm) is the source of this 2671-nucleotide messenger RNA. RefSeq lists its product as uncharacterized. The record is from RefSeq and is a predicted model, not a curated record. The transcript is spliced from 2 exons. NCBI's taxonomy places the organism in Eukaryota, Metazoa, Arthropoda, Insecta, Lepidoptera, Gelechiidae. Bases 1174 to 2541 code for a protein of 455 amino acids. Gene Ontology annotation, molecular function: zinc ion binding; nucleic acid binding.